Messenger RNA from Pogoniulus pusillus (Red-fronted tinkerbird), 2006 nucleotides. It is a transcript of the gene RGR, whose product is annotated as retinal G protein coupled receptor. Lineage: Eukaryota; Metazoa; Chordata; Aves; Piciformes; Lybiidae. The record is from RefSeq and is a predicted model, not a curated record. Gene Ontology annotation, biological process: phototransduction; cellular response to light stimulus; visual perception. The transcript has 8 exons. Gene Ontology annotation, cellular component: plasma membrane. Bases 1 to 927 code for a protein of 308 amino acids. Gene Ontology annotation, molecular function: G protein-coupled photoreceptor activity.
AUGCAGUUUGAAGCAGCAGCUUCAGCUGUCACCCCUGACUUCUCUCCUGAUGGUCUUUGUAACUUGCUGCAGACUUACUCCCUGUGCCUGAAUCAUGCCAAUCAAUUCUAUGUUUCAGCCCUGCUUGGUUUCUGUCUGAAUGGCUUGACCAUCGCUUCUUUCCGAAAGAUCAAAGAACUGCGAACACCCAGCAACCUGCUGGUUCUCAGCAUCGCGCUGGCCGACUGCGGGAUCUGCAUCAACGCCUUCAUCGCUGCCUUUUCCAGCUUCCUCAGAUACUGGCCCUAUGGCUCUGAUGGCUGCCAAAUUCAUGGAUUCCAGGGCUUCUUGACAGCGCUAGCCAGCAUCGGCUCCUGUGCUGCUGUUGCCUGGGACCGGUAUCAUCAUUACUGUACAAGGAGCAAGCUGCAGUGGAGCACAGCUGUCUGCAUGAUGGUGUUUGCAUGGCUAUUUGCUGCCUUUUGGUCUGUGAUGCCCCUGCUGGGGUGGGGAGAAUACGACUACGAACCCCUUCGGACCUGCUGCACCCUGGACUACAGCAAAGGGGACAGGAACUAUAUUACAUUCCUUUUUGCACUGUCCAUUUUCAAUUUCAUCAUCCCAGGCUUCAUCAUGCUCACAGCUUAUCAGUCGAUACACCAUAAGUUCAAGAAAACUGGGAACUAUAAGUUCAACACUGGUUUACCACUGAAGACAUUGGUCAUUUGCUGGGGUCCCUACUGCCUUUUAUGCUUCUAUGCAGCAGUUGAAAAUGUGAUGUUCAUUUCACCAAAAUACCGCAUGAUUCCUGCCAUUAUUGCCAAAACUGUGCCAACAGUGGAUGCCUUUGUAUAUGCCCUGGGCAACGAGAACUACAGAGGAGGAAUAUGGCAGUUCCUCACAGGACAGAAGAUUGAGAAAGCAGAGGUUGAUAACAAAACUAAAUAACCCACCACAGCAUUAAGUGAAAUUGAUGCAGGAUGAAAACCUGUCCAGUUGAUGUUGCCUGUUGCUACAAGAUGUGUCUCAGAAUAACCCAUUUGCAAAAAAAGAAGCCAUGCACGACAGACAGAAUAUUGUGUGUACAAAAAAAAAACCCAAGCCUAACUGAUUUUUAUAGAGAUUGUGUGGUUCAUUUCCAAGCACUGAGAGUGAGAAAACUUUUGAAGCUAACCAAAGAACAAGCUAAACCUGUCCCUGUGGUGCUUUCCAACAUGUUAGAAAGGAAAACGGUUGCAUAUGGGUUACAAAAGGUUAGGUGGUGCAAUUCUGGAGCAGGCAGUGGGCAGAAGAGAAGUUCCACUCGUGGCUAGAUGUAGAAAAAAAAUGUUAACCAGCAGAAUCCCAUUCAGAGAUGUGCUUUGGGGUUUGUAAGGCUCAAUUUAGUCACAAACUACCUGACAGAGCAAUGAAUAAUGCCAUGACAAAAUUACUUGGAAUAAUCACCACAUUUAAAGUUGAUAGCUAAGAAUUACAUCUUAGGUACACACAACCUUAAGUGAGCAGAUGACAAAACGUUUGCACUGAUAAGGGCAAAAUAAUGUGUAUGGGCACAAAAUUACCUUUAAGUAUGUAUCUACAGUGACAGGCUCUGAAUCUGUAAUUACUGCUUCUCUCAGCAAAGAGGCCUAGGUAGGUCUUGAAAUCAUCAGUUCACUUGUCAGCACGGUCAUGCUGACAAACACAUGCUGAAACACACUAAGAAAGGAAUAGGAUCCAAAAGGACACAUGGUCAUAUCACUUGAAAGCCACAGUACCCAGACCUACUCAAAACAGUGCAUAGUUUGUGUAAUUCCAUCUCAUAGAGUGUGUAGAUAAGCAAGGGAAGGGUCACAAGGAUGGUCAAACAUAAGGAAAAGCUUGAACAUAGUAGGGAUGAAAUGAAGGAGAGCACUGGCACUGGAGAAGUAGCUGGUGAGCAGACCAGAGACAGCCCUACCGAGUCAGAUGUUCAGGAGAUGCAAAGAUGGAAUGAUCGUUUGCCACUACCAACAGCACAAGAAUGAUGAGACUUGCAGUAAAAUUAA